CGGGGAGGAAAUGACGUAGCGGAGGGCGGGCCUCUCCGCGCACAAUGGGCCAUGGAGUUCCCGUUCGAUGUGGACGCGCUGCUCCCCGAGCGGAUCACGGUGCUGGAUCAGCACCUGCGGCCCCCGGCCCGCCGACCCGGAACCACAGCGACGGCCCGUGUUGAUCAGCAGCAGCAAAUUAUGACCAUUGUAGAUGAAUUGGGGAAGGCUUCUGCCAAGGCCCAGCAUCUUCCUGCUCCCAUCACCAGUGCUUCCAGGAUGCAGAGUAACCGCCAUGUUAUGUAUGUGCUCAAAGACACUUCAGCACGACCGACUGGAAGAGGAGCUAUUAUUGGCUUCCUCAAAGUUGGAUACAAGAAACUCUUUGUACUGGAUGAUCGUGAAGCUCACAAUGAGGUAGAACCACUUUGUAUCCUGGACUUUUACAUUCACGAGUCACUUCAACGCCAUGGCCAUGGACAAGAACUCUUCCAGUAUAUGUUGCAGAAAGAGCGAGUUGAACCACACCAGCUGGCCAUUGACCGACCCUCACAGAAGCUGCUGAAGUUUCUGAAUAAACACUACAACCUGGAAACCACAGUUCCACAGGUCAACAACUUUGUGAUAUUCGAAGGCUUUUUUGCUCAUCAGCAUCGGCCCCCUGCUCCCUCUCUGAGGGCAUCUCGUCACUCUCGCUCUGCUGUGGUUGAUCCUACACCCGCUGCUCCAGCCAGGAAGCUGCCACCCAAGAGAGCAGAGGGAGAUAUUAAGCCAUACUCCUCUAGUGAUCGAGAAUUCCUGAAGGUAGCCGUGGAGCCUCCUUGGCCCCUAAACAGGGCCCCUCGUCGUGCUACACCUCAAGCCCAUCCACCUCCCCGCUCCAGCAGCCUGGGGAACUCACCAGAAAGGGGUCCCCUCCGCCCUUUUGUGCCAGAGCAAGAGCUGCUACGUUCCCUGCGCCUCUGCCCCCCACACCCCACUGCCCGCCUUCUGCUGGCUACCGACCCUGGGGGCAGCCCAACCCAACGUCGACGUACCAGUUCCCUUCCCCGCUCUGAUGACAGUCGAUAUUGACAGAUAAGCCUCUCUCCUCCCUGUGAAUUUCGGUGGGCAGAGACCCUCUUCCUGAGGACCCCACACCCCUUCUUCUAUUGCAUUCCCCAGGAUCCAGUGGAACUUGACAGAGCCUGUAGAUUUCCCUCUUUUGAUUUUUUUGGACAACCCGGUUUUCAGAGAACCACAUGGCCUAAUACUUUGUAACUUUUCCUAGGAUAGAAAGCACCCUUUCUCUCCUAACUUGGCCUUUGAACACUUCCACAGACAGCCAAAUUUGCUGUCAGACCCCAUGGCUGGGCAGCUCAUACUAAUUAUCCAGAGAAGCACACUCUUGCUUGCUUGCUAUUAGACUCUAGAACAUCAUGGAAGGUCCCAAGGGCCUCCUCUUGUCAGGGAAACUAUCCAAGGAGUCGUAUCGAUGAAAUAAUACUCACAUUCCCUCUAUAGUAUCUACUGGUAGCUCUAAUACUGCUUUUGUGCUGCCUCCCACAUAUAACCUUCCAGUCUGCUGAUGCCAGCCAAUGAGCUCUGCUUCAGAGUAGUCCAGUUAGGUAGAACAGGGAUGUCCACAGGUCCCCAAAGGGAUUCAUUCAACAUUGCCAAACGUUUAAUUUCCACAUGGUUUGUGUAUGUGUGUAUGUCAGGGAACUCCCAAACUGAUGUUUGCUUUGAGACUGUAAGUAUGUAUACCACCAUUUCUCCCAGAUCCAGAUUUUUUUUAGUGUUUAUUAAUGAGAGUGGAGAACCAGAGCAUCACUCUGGCACAUGUAAUGCCAGGGAUUGAACCUAGGACCUCAUACCUGUGAGUCCAAUGCUGGGCCACCAGAUGGAGAUUCUGUGAAGGAAUUUGUUUCUUGACAGUAGAUCCCAGAAAUCAUGCACUAGAAUCUCUCUAAGCCAUGUUUCAGAAAAUAAAUCUGAGUCACAAGAAUCGAUUAGCUCCUGGAAUCUCCUUCUCACAUUCAUCCCUCUCCAGUAUAGCUAGAUGCUGAUAUAUUCUUAUCUUGUGAGAUUGUCUUGAGAUGAUGAAGUCUUUCUCUUGCCUUCCUUUUAUUUUUUUUUAAAGAUUUUAUUUAUUUUAUUAAUGAGAAAGAUAGGAGCAGAGAGAGAAAGAGCCAGACAUCACUCUGGUACAUGUGCUGCUGGGAAUUGAACUCA
Erinaceus europaeus (western European hedgehog) is the source of this 2193-nucleotide messenger RNA. RefSeq names its product alpha tubulin acetyltransferase 1 (gene ATAT1). The record is from RefSeq and is a predicted model, not a curated record. Bases 52 to 1053 code for a protein of 333 amino acids. The transcript is spliced from 11 exons. Gene Ontology annotation, molecular function: tubulin N-acetyltransferase activity. Gene Ontology annotation, biological process: alpha-tubulin acetylation. Lineage: Eukaryota; Metazoa; Chordata; Mammalia; Eulipotyphla; Erinaceidae. Gene Ontology annotation, cellular component: microtubule.